Molecule: messenger RNA, 1563 nt
Organism: Symbiodinium natans
Lineage: Eukaryota; Dinophyceae; Suessiales; Symbiodiniaceae
Source: the annotation of a GenBank genome assembly
AUGCCAUGUAUUUCCAGUGGAAUGGUAGUGGUUGGUUUCUUUCCUGGCUUAGCUGCUAGUGGCCUUGGCCUUGGACCCACGCUGCACGGCAGGAUACCUUACGCAGCUUGGUUUCCACCCGGCAGUGACCUGGCCGACAUAACAUGCCCUGUGUGGAGUGGCAUGCACAAGGACUCUGACCAUGCGAUUGCGUUGCGAUGGCAAGCUUGCUUUUCUAGGUCCAUGGACGUUAAGCCUGCCCAAGCUGCGGAGUUCUGUGUUCUGUGCUGCGCUUUCACCUGCUUUGCGGACGCGCCGCUAGAAGGGGUAUCAAGGGCCGAAGUGCAGAAGGCCUACGACGCCAUUUUCUCGCUGCCCUUCUUCGCUGCGCUGCCAGAGGCGAAGUUGUUCCCAGCAGUGAAACGCUGGGCGCUGGAGUCCAUGGACACGCCACCCGACGUGUCGCCACUGGCGCUGGGUGCGCAGCGGGAGCUCUCUGCACGACAGUGCAGGGGGUUGCUGGCCAAUGCCAUGCUCGGCAACUUGCAGGACCUCAUGUCAGACAGCAAGCGCCACCAGGGCGGAUUGGACUUCUGGCGGCACGUCCGCACCGCCUCCUUGGAAGCGCCCGGCUGUGGUGUGGCGGCCCACAAGCAGGCAUCCCUUCUCCUGUAUUUUGCUGAAGCAAUGCGCGAAGAUGGGGGCGAGGACGAGCGCGUGGUGUGCUUCCACCGCCUGAAAUGUCCGGACGUUGCAGAGAUUCAGAUGAUGCUUUCCACAAACGCAGAGCCAGUAAUGAAAGCUGAAGCUGAAGGUGCUGCACAGGUCCAGCUGCAUGAAGCUGCCAUGGAGGAUGCAAUCCAUCUAGAUAGAACCUGUCGGGCCUUCGUGAACUUCGCCAAUGCCGAGUUUGGGUAUGGGUGCUUCAUCUCAUCAGCGACCCAGGAAGAAAUUCUGCAGAUGUGCUGCCCGGAAUUCAACGUGGGCCUUCUGUUUUUGGGGCGGAUGGCUGACAAUGAGGUCGUCAACGUGCAUGGCUGCCGACGCUAUACUAGCUACUCGGGCUAUUUGGACACGUAUCGAUGCACAGGCCUGCUGCAAGCAAGCAGCCACCAGGAAGCGCCUGUCAUCCACGACAUUUUGACCAUAGACGCUUGCAUGCAUCGGCACUUCGAAGAGCAGGAGCAGCUGCGUGACAUAAGGAAGGCCUUCACCGCCUUCCAGGCGUAUUCUACAAUGCGCGGUCGAGAGGCUGAUGGCCAGGUGCCGGCAAUAGCCACUGGCCGUUGGGGCUGCGGUGCUUUCGGCGGACUGCCAGCACACAAAUUCGUGCAGCAAGUGCUGGCUGGACGCCUUGCAGACGUCCGACUCUGUUUCUCCACUUUCGGGGAGCCUGCAGGCUGUGACAGGAUGCUUGACCUUCUGCAGCAGGAACCUCGCGUCAGUGUGAUGCGCACUUGGGAUGUACUGCGCCGGCAAAAGCGAGGAGGUUUUGAAGACACCUUUCGUGCAGGGCUGGCUGCUGGAUCACUACGAGCAGGCGCAGGCUACGAGAUCCCAGAAGAAGUUGAUCUGGAUGUGUAG